Messenger RNA from Cryptococcus amylolentus CBS 6039, 2499 nucleotides. RefSeq lists its product as hypothetical. The coding region runs from base 199 to 2040 and encodes 613 amino acids. NCBI's taxonomy places the organism in Eukaryota, Fungi, Basidiomycota, Tremellomycetes, Tremellales, Cryptococcaceae. The record is from RefSeq and is a predicted model, not a curated record. The transcript has 8 exons.
GCUUCCUGCUGCCUGGUCCCUGCUAUGUACUGCUGACCGGGACGGGCAGUGGGGGGACACAAACAACACAAAGGGGCAUGCGUGCCUGGCACCGCAUGGCUUUCCUCGACAGAACGACGAUGCCUUAUGCCAGUUGUCCGGCCGUAGUGGCUCAACUGCGUCUUCCCAGCGGCGGCUCUCCCGGGGAGCACAGCCAGCAUGAACAUGCACGGCUGUAGACCACAAAUUACCCAUCCACAAGAGCACAAUAGCUGCCGUCUGGGCCGUCUGGGCGCCCCUGCCGCAGAAGGGACAACGGGGAUGGCUGAAACAGGACCUGAGCAACACAUCCAUCAUCCAUCUCCCCAUUGUCCCUCUCUCUUUCUCUUUCUUCUUUCUCUCUCUACUCACCCAUUUAUAUUCUCAAGCCCCCUCCGCACCCUUACACCCUACCUUGUAGAAAGCCACUUGAACGCCUCUCACGGCUCAAUCACACUCCUUUUUCUGGGCUUGUCCUCAUCACCGCGUCCCUUCCCUCAGCCAGCUCGCAGGUCGAGUACCCCCGCCAUGCCCGCCUCAACCCCCCUAUAUGCCCUUGCUGCAGCCAUCAUGUCUGGCGUUGCCCUCGGUGCCGCAGACCAUUGGAUCUUGACCCAUGCACAGACAAUCGCCCUUGCACGCAUGGACCCAAUUGUGAAUCCAUCUGCCAUCAGCACUCAUGUUCACAAUAUUGUCGGAGCGAGCAAUUUCGAUAUCACAUUGAACAGCGUAUCCGACCAGCUCAAUGCUGCUUGCUCGUCCACCAUUGUCAAUGCUGACAUUUCAAACUACUGGGCUCCUCAACUAUACUACCACCACCAGAACGUUACCUUCUCUCCCAUCAUGUCUGGUACCCGUGUCUACUACUUUACCAAGGGCACCGAGGUCAAGCCUUUCCCGCAAGGUCUUCGAAUGAUUGCUGGCGCUGCCACAACUCGAGACCUGUCCGACACUAAAGCCUUUGGCGUCAGGAUCUCUUGUGACCAUGGAGAAGACGGUUUCUAUCUUCCCAACGGCACAACUCAUCCGGGUGGCUGCUCAUUGAUCUCUACGGCAACCUACUUCCCGAGCUGCGGGCUGUCGACCGGCGACUUGGAUUCUACCGACCAUUUCUCGCACAUGGCCUGGCCUCAGAGCUACAAUGGCACCGUUCUUGUAGAUGAUGCCAACGGGCAGUAUUGCCCAGACACGCACCCAUUGAAAUAUCCGACGAUUUUUGCUCAAUGGAACUACUACCUCGACGAUAACCAGCCUUGGAGGAACGAUGAGGGCACCAUCGUUUUUUCCAACGGGGAUACCCUGGGAUCUUCGAUGCACGCUGAUUUUGUGAACGGUUGGACGCCAGAUGUCCUCGCAGACGCAAUUAGCCAGUGUGGCGACGGCAAUGGGCCUGAAGAAGACCUCACGGCUUGCGCCCCUCUUGCCAAGUCGACCAACGAGUCUGCCACUUGGGAUUGUCGUCUUGAAGGCAAAAUUCCCGAUGAGGAUGUCGGUCUCCAAAGGCCAAUCGACAAGCUCCCUGGAUGUAACCCUCUUUGGACAGCCGAUGUUGCCACCAAGCCCACCUGUGACGAGACGGCCUCUGAUCCAUCAAUGUUCGGACCCAAUGUCCUCUUUGAAAACUUGAUAUACCGAUGGCACGUCCCCAUGGCCGCUGCAUUUGUCACAAUCACUUCCGAUCUCGCUGGGCUUACGCCUUCGCUGGGCAAUACCGGCGACUCUCGACUUGUCGCAUGGGGAUCAGAAGGAUCAGACACCUCUAGAAUGACUGUGGGAACCCUCGAAGAGAUCAUUGCGGGUGCUGUUGGAGCUGCCAACGGUAGCUCAUCUACAGCUGAAAGCUCUACUGCUUCAACUACCGCUUCCACUGCCUCUGAUGUUUCUUCAACUCUUGCCUCGGCCACCGCUACUCAAACGUCGUCAGAGUCAACAGCGUGGAUUUCAUCUGAAGGGGGUGACUCUGCAUCCACAUCUCUCAUGACUUCUGCAAGCGUCUCUGCAGCUUGUAAGACUAUCACCUAGGCUUACGAUUGAGCUAACAUCACUUGAGCGGGCCAAGUCUUGGCUAUCGCCGAAACAUCCACUUUGUCUGAAACCUCCAGCACUGCCACCCAGACUCAAGUGGCGUCAACCCAGGUCUGCAAGGGCAAGAAGAAGAGAUCUUUGGCCGAAAACCAUCUUCGUCGCUCGAAGUCCAAGCGAUUGCAGUUCUAGGACAUCUCGUCACCUUUUGAUGCCGGCUACAAUCCAGCUGUUCAUAACUAUAGUUUCCGUCUUCUUUUCCGACCUUGGCAUGAGGUUGCUUUGAGCUGUGCUCGAUCCAUCAGGCUGAUCGUGCUUUAGCAGUGCCAUAAUCUUUUACGUGUGUCUAUAAUCGUCUUUCACCUGAGCGUGUGCCAGAUAUCUUCAUUUUUAUAUACCCAUAGUUCUAUACCCCGUGUAAAAUUUACCCAAGAUGUGAUACAGCUUCCACAUUUGUCA